Suillus fuscotomentosus is the source of this 1225-nucleotide messenger RNA. RefSeq names its product Frag1/DRAM/Sfk1. NCBI's taxonomy places the organism in Eukaryota, Fungi, Basidiomycota, Agaricomycetes, Boletales, Suillaceae. The record is from RefSeq and is a predicted model, not a curated record. Bases 382 to 1137 code for a protein of 251 amino acids. The transcript has 3 exons. Gene Ontology annotation, cellular component: plasma membrane.
GUUACCGAGAUGCUCUGUUUUCGACUCCGAGCUCAAAUUAUGUUGUUGGUUGGCUGCUGACCGAGGUUUUGGGCAGAACAGGUGUAAGCCGGUGGAAGUGGGAGUGACGGGUAGAUUAAGGGGUAGAGGUGGCAGGGGGCCUGACAAAGCCCGGGGUCGCGAUCGUACAUAGAGAUGGUUGAGACAACUCAGUGAGAGACGUCAUGCAUCAUGUAGUGCAGCCCAUCACAUUAACUUCUGAGGGAAGCUUAUACACGUGCUUUGGCGAACGAUGGACCUAGUCUUGUAGUGCGUAAUGCAUGACAAUCCCACGCUGCAUCUGACUCCACGGGAUCUGGCAUGGCCCUAUACUAUUUAGCCUGAGUCACAAUACCAAGUACGAUGACUGGUUUACACCUUUCGACGCAAAGUCAUCGGCUGCUUAUUUGUGUGCCACUAAUCACUGGCUUAUUCUGGUCUGCAACACUGCUCGCCAUACUUCUUACCUGGCUUAUCUCUGGACGUCCCAAGUACGUCUCUCAAGAGGGAAAUGUUGCAUACAUUUCAGACGUUGCCGCAUCAUUCCUCAAACCACUAUUCAUUGUUGGUUGUUGCAUCACCGGAGUGGGCUUCAUGCUCUCUCUCGUGCUAGAACGUCUUCUACGGCACAGAGGCAGGCUCCCUCCCUCCAUGCGCAAAAAAGAGCGCGUGUUUGAGAUCCUUGCCAUCGCAGGAUCAAUCAUCGGAAUGUUGGGCCUCGGUUUCCUAUCUGGCUUCGAUACAAAACGCUACCACACCGCGCACUACGUAUGCCUGUUCUUCUUCGCCCUCGGUGUCAUUCUCUCUAUAAUUUUCACUGUGCUCGAGUAUCGCUGGUUAGUUCAAACCCAUCCUGACAUUAUAAAGCUUCGGUAUGCGUACUUGGUGAAGGCCGUCAUUGGAAGCGUACUUAUUGUUUUAGCUAUCGCCUUUGGUAUCGCGCUAUUUUACGCUUCGGAGGUCGGAGCAGUUCUAGAGUGGAUAAUUGGAUUCGGGUUCACUUUUUACCUACUCACAUUCGCAUAUGACCUAAGGGCUGCAAGAAUCACGCAGGAGAAGGAGGGAGAGGACAUGACAGAGAAGGGCCAGGCCUCGCUGAUCACGCAUCGCGGAUCAUAGGGAACCUCUCACUACAGGUGGCAUUCGGAACCGUUUGGUUGAUAUGUAGAAGGAUGCGAAUUUUUGCUCUUACAAGUUCCCGAAUUAG